Messenger RNA from Penicillium subrubescens, 531 nucleotides. RefSeq names its product NTF2-like protein. The transcript is spliced from 2 exons. Gene Ontology annotation, molecular function: scytalone dehydratase activity. Gene Ontology annotation, biological process: melanin metabolic process. The record is from RefSeq and is a predicted model, not a curated record. Lineage: Eukaryota; Fungi; Ascomycota; Eurotiomycetes; Eurotiales; Aspergillaceae. The coding region runs from base 1 to 531 and encodes 176 amino acids.
AUGGCAUUUGAAAUUUACAUCCCCGCGUCCCUCACCUUUCAAGAUUACAUCGGAAUUUCCCAAUGUGCUAGAACGCUAGCCGAUGGUUACGAUCGCAAGGACAAAUCCCGCGUCCGAGCUUCUCUAGCUCCUACCAUAAUCGUCGACUAUAGUAAAGUUGUCCCAGAGUGGGGUCGCAAGACAUUUGCCGCGGAUGUAUUUGUUGAAGAGUGGCUGGGACCAACGCACCUCGGGGUUAAGGCGCUAGCAACACAGCAUCUGUUGGGAGCACCAUACUUCAAAUCUGUCACCAAGGAGGAGAUUGUGAUUGAGUGGCAGCAAUUAGCGAGCCACGGACGCCGAAUUGAGGGAGAAGAUUAUGCGCAUCCAAUGUGCAAGAUUGACGAAAUUUCGGACGGAAGGAGCUGGAUGCAGCAGAUCUUUGUGAAAGUUGAUGGCCAGUGGCGUAUUUCUGAGAUUCGACCCGAGGUUCUUUAUCAUACUGGUGAUUUCUUGAAGGUCGGACGACCGGAUGGGGAAGGGAGUGUUUGA